Messenger RNA from Hippocampus zosterae (dwarf seahorse), 2213 nucleotides. It is a transcript of the gene fbxl6, whose product is annotated as F-box and leucine-rich repeat protein 6. Gene Ontology annotation, biological process: SCF-dependent proteasomal ubiquitin-dependent protein catabolic process. Gene Ontology annotation, molecular function: protein binding. Gene Ontology annotation, cellular component: SCF ubiquitin ligase complex. NCBI's taxonomy places the organism in Eukaryota, Metazoa, Chordata, Actinopteri, Syngnathiformes, Syngnathidae. The record is from RefSeq and is a predicted model, not a curated record.
CAGGGCGUAUCCCUUCUUGGUUGGGUUGAAGAAAUAACAACAAAUUGCUGCUCGAACCGUGGGAUAGAAAAUAGCAACCAAAACAAAUAAUCUCGCGAAAUAUAACAACCCGUGUUCAACGUUAGUUCGCACUUAUUAAAAUUGUGACUUUUGUCGUCGAUAUGUCGCGCGGUGCUGCUGACAUCUUUAGCUAACACCUAGCAGCAGUGACGAGCUGCUCAAUGGCGUUGUCGAAGUUCAUUUAUUCCCGAGUUGAUCUAACUUUUGCCCAAAUUGGUUGUGAACGUUUGGGUCUGUCAGUGUCACGAGAAAAGAGCUGCUGAGGUUUCAGGUUAUGUUCAUUGUGUUCAUCGGCUUAUAAAGAAAAGAAAACAUGGCAUCCACUGAAGGUGCUAUUGAAGACGAGGCAUCCGCAUCCACCCAGGGCAACGACGCGCCAAAUCCCCCAAAAGCCUCACUGAAAAGGAAAACCAAUAAGACCCAAAACCAAAAGGCAAAAAAGAAAAAAACAGCCGUGAAGAGAACAGCUCAGCCCAGAUUCACCGUCCACGAGUGUGAGGACAUGCUCCUUGUCAUAUCCAGCAGCACCUCGCAGGUCGACGGCCCGGUCUGGGCCCACAAAAAGAAGAAGAAGGGAGGAAAGAAAAAGAAUGCCAAUAUCAAAGGAAAGGGGGAGAAACGGAGAACAGUGAAGAAGAAAAAAACAAAACCUAUUAUCAUUCAUACCCCGACUGUUGAGAAACAAGAGGAGGUGACGCCUCCCGUGUUUGAGGCGGAGAAGCCAAACGACCACAGAUGGGGCCAAAGUCUUCCGGAGGAGGUUCUGGUCAAUAUUUUUAAGAUGGUGGUCAUGCAAGAUGGCGCUGUCCCAUUUCUGUGCAGGGUGGGAAGGGUGUGCCGCCUGUGGAACUCUGCCGCCGCCACUCCUGUCCUGUGGCGGAAAGUCUCCGUCGGUCACUGCUGGAUCGCGCCGGGCAAAACUCAGCUGCCAAAAACGCAGAGUCGGAUUAAAGACACAUUAGACUGGAUGGCGCGGAACAGAUUCUCUCAGCUUCGGGAUUUCUCCCUCCACCACUGGACCAAGAAUGUGGACCACGUUGUCAAUGUUGUGUCGCAGUUCUGCCCUCGCUUGAGUGCCACACUCUCCUACUGUACUGGUCUUACGGAGUUGGCCUUCCAGAGCCUGGGCCUGCACAGCUGCUCGCUGCAAAGCUUAAAUCUACAGUACACGGAGUUUCAAGUGGAAGGACUUCUCACGUACCUCGAAAGUCACGGCGCUCAGAUCCAACAGAUUUGGUUCACCCACGGCUUGAAGUAUGACCGACUCCUCGCCGCCAUUUCUAGGGGAUGCUGUCCUGAUCUGGAGUUGCUGGAGGUCAACACAAAGCUGGACAGUAAAGACGGCGAACUGCCCCUUUGCGUCCAAGCUCUCCAGAUGGCUUGCCCUAAACUUAAGACGUUCCGUAUGCUGAAUGUCCGGCCACUGCAGAAGAACAUGCGGAAUGGUGCCGAAUUAGCUCUUGGUUUCCCUCUACUGGAGGAGCUGUGUAUCGCCACCACAUCAUACUCCUACAUGACCGACAAAUACUUGUGGGAUGUACUUUUUGGCUCCCCGCGGCUGCGAGUUCUGGAUCUGAGAGGUUGCUCGCGCAUCACGUCUGAGGGUCUGGCGGCACUACCCUGUCAUGAGCUGGAGUGUCUCUUCUGGGGUCAAUAUUUCAGCAGCCACUUGGGCACGUCGUCCUUGAGGAAGGGCCUUCACGCCGUGACACAGAAAUGGGGUCACACACUGCGGCAGCUGGAUGUGGCCAAUCAGCCAUUCUCCGAGGAGGACCUGGAGGUGGCCAUGCGCCACCUGGCGCAGGCCAACGAUGCAGACACCCUUCGGUCGCUCAACCUGAGCGGGACCAGAAUCACGCCGGCUGCCCUGAGGUCUGUCAUCGGCCAAACAACAGCGUUAGACUACCUCAACCUGUCCUCCUGUCGGUAUCUUCCCAGGGGGCUGAAGAGGAUUUACCGUGGACAGGAGGACAUUCGCCAGUUACUGGACAAAUUGGAGUAGAGAAAAAAUAAUGAGACACGAUGACCUGAACAAGAUGCAUCCAAGUUUUUUGUAAGACCACAAGUGAAGCCUGGAUUCACCCGCUGCAUUCUACUCUUCAAAUAGACUCUUGUUAUUGAAUUGAUUAUUGGAAAUAAACGUUUACAGUUUU